Pocillopora verrucosa is the source of this 1893-nucleotide messenger RNA. RefSeq lists its product as uncharacterized. NCBI's taxonomy places the organism in Eukaryota, Metazoa, Cnidaria, Anthozoa, Scleractinia, Pocilloporidae. The record is from RefSeq and is a predicted model, not a curated record.
ACCUAUUGUGCGAGUGUAAUUAUUGCAUCAAAAGGCAAAGAGUAACCAUGCAUCUUUUCGUCCUUAUUUUCGCUUUUGGCAUCGCCUUCACCCCCGGCUAUGGUCAUCCCAGCUACGGUCAUCCCGACACACUCAAAGGCCUUCACUUUAUCGGUGUCGGGUAUGAUAUAAUGAGGGGAAAUCCAGACUGUGAUCUUUCAAAAGGCGGAAUUGACCCAGAGCUGAAAACUACCAGAAAAAUUCUAAAACUGACGUGGAAUGACGGAAAGCUCUCAGUUGAUAAGAAGUACAAGGUGCCAGAUCAGAUUGCCUUUGCUGAUCGUAACUCCCGUGUAGAAGAAAUCGUGCAAAAAGUCUUUUUUGGACCUAGAUCCUACCAAGACAAACUCAAGACUGUUGUAAAAGUCGACGGUGGUGUGAACUAUGUAUUAUGGAAAUUUGCAUUCAGCCUCAAUACAAUGUAUCAGAAGGUUUCUUACCAAACAUUACAUGCAGAAAAUGUCUUUUACGAGGAGAAAACUGUACAUAAUCUUGGAAAAGCACGAUACCAAAUGGACCUUGUUAAAUCGGAACGUUUCCCCAUCACCAAUGAAUUUGCUGCUGCUGUCUGUAACUUACCACAAAUAUAUGACCGGAUGGCUUACCACAGAUUUAUAAAGGAUUGGGGGACGCAUAUUGUCAGCGAGGUGGAACUUGGAACCAAGAAGAUUGAACGCUACAAGAGUUCGUAUGCUGAUUUCUUCAAGUAUGCGAUGAAACAUGUGAAAACUGCGGUGUCUAUGUCUGUGUCUAGCGAGUACCGUAGCUCUCUCUCCGUUGACUCUAAAAGGUUCACGGCGUCCAUGACAACUGGCAUUUCAUUUGGAAGUGACAAAGUUAUGUUUCAGUGUGGUACAAGUAACAACCCUGAGCCCAUUGGAAUGAGGUUGAUUUCUAUUGACCAGGCAUUUGACGACAGCUUCUUCAAGGCACUUAGUAAGAAAUACAAAUGUCAGAAUUUGGCACAACGGAGAUUGAACGUGAUAAAGAUUUUGGAAGAAUACCCAGUCUUAGAAGGAGCUAAAACAUAUCCUCAAGAUCCUAUAAUCCGCAUUCCUCUUACUUGGCCACUGGGAAAAUACGGACUUCCUAUGGCAAAAUCAGGAUGUCCAAAUGGAGGUUUUUGGCACACGGGCUGGCGAUACCACGACACCGAAGAUAAAGACCCAAACAAUCAUUGGUCAAACCCCUACGAUUUGUCGGGACGUGUUGGCAAAAGUUACAUGAAUCAAGAGUUCUGUAUAAAGACAAAGUCUCGAACAUCCAGGUAUAAUAUGCCAUGGCCUGAAGGAAAAUAUUGUAUCUUUAAAAAAGAAGAUUGCCCUGCAGAUUUCGAGGAGGCAUACAUUCGUUGGGAUGAUGAAGAUGACGAUAACAGAAAUGAAAGAGGUGGCACGCUUCCGGAAGGUCAUUACAACUAUAACACUCGCAUCGAAUACUGUUGCCGUACGGAUGGAGAUGCCACAGAAGCCAUUCGCCUUCCAACUGGCUCACCGUUUGCGCUGAUAAAGGCUAACACCCACUUCUGUCAGGAAGUGGUCGGAAUGAGACACAGAUCAGCGUAUUUUUACUGGGACACCGAAGAUCACAAACCGAAUGCCGCCAUACACGGACCGAUCAACGCUGAGUUGGAUUCACACCGUAAUAUAAAAGUUCACUACUGUUAUUACACUUAACCCAGUAUCAGUGCCCCACUCGCAGCCACAGACGUAACUGAUGCCUCAAGAAGAUUUCGCCUUGUUUUUAGACAUUAGAAGUGAACGAGAAAAAUAAAGGGAAAGUAAAUUGUAAACUAGCGUCAGAAGGCGCUUUUGAGAUCAGAAAUUAAAGCUAACAUGGUGCUGGGUCAAUUGA